Haliotis rubra (blacklip abalone) is the source of this 1461-nucleotide messenger RNA. RefSeq lists its product as uncharacterized. The transcript has 2 exons. The record is from RefSeq and is a predicted model, not a curated record. The coding region runs from base 349 to 1461 and encodes 370 amino acids. NCBI's taxonomy places the organism in Eukaryota, Metazoa, Mollusca, Gastropoda, Lepetellida, Haliotidae.
CUUGUCGACUGUAUGUCAAAAUAACAACAUUGACUUUCAGCAUGUCAUUUUAGACAAAUGUUUACCCAAAUUUAUAAGUUAUUUGAAAAAACUCAUUUCAAAGCAUGAUAAAACCAAAAGAAAGGGGGGCAUGCAGUAUAGGCAAUUAUUUGAAGACUGGAAAGUUGAAAAGUAUAUUUUGACAGUUGAUGUCUCUGAGGCAUAUCGUCCGGCUAUGCAGAAGCAGUUGUUACAGGAAAGAAAAUUGAGGACGAUUAUGUUCAAAAGAUACCGUUCAGUUGUUCACCAGGCAAAGAAACUCCAGACUCAAAAAAUGUGUUGCGUAAAAAGAUUCAAAAAUUAUAUUGCAUGUUAUUGCAAAAUCAAAACAGUAAAUCAGUCAGACCUUUGAGGGUUUUAGAACCUAAUACAUGUUUGUCUAGAUCUCAGAUACAUAAAAGAAAAAAGAUGUUAUUGGGUGACUGUAGGAAGUCUUUGGCAUUUGUUGGGAGGUACAACAUGGAAGCAGUCUCUGUAGACGUUAGACAGGAAGAUGGCAAACGGUUACGUUUAUCUCUGGAUAAGAAUUCAGUUUCAGACGUUAAAGAAGAGAAUGGCUCUGUCACGGAUUUAGAUGCACUAUUGUAUGUUAAGGAUUCUGAAAACAUAUCGAACAAAGCUUAUCAUGAAUUAUCAAUGGUUGUACCAGACAUGCCACGGUUACAUUCAGUUGUCAAAAGAGCUAAGGAAAUCAAUGUUGAUGUAAAGAUCAGGGACACACCAAAUGAUACUGUUGGUGUUCAGCAAUCUCUGCGAGAUCGACUUACUAACUGUGUAUCUAACAUUGUUGCAUCGGGGAAGGGUCAGGCUAUACUUUCGAAGCAAUCUGUCAAUGUUAAACUCACGGGUGAUGGCACUGAACUAGGCAGGAGAAAAAAGGUAAUAAAUUUUGGUUUUACUAUAUUGGAUGAAGACCUAUGUACUUCAGUCAGAGGAAACUAUUUGUUAGCCAUGUUUACAGGUAAUGAAACUUAUGAUAAUAUCAGAAAAGCCCUAGAAGAUAUAGUCACAGAAGCAAAGGCAUUAAACACUUUGAACAUUGGAGGUACCCUGGUUCAUGUUACAUAUUUCCUAGGUGGAGACUUAAAGUUUCUAAACAUGGUGUGUGGUCUUGCUUCAUGUUCCUGCACUUACAGCUGUGUUUGGUGCAAAUGUCCUAACUUUGACAGACAUGAUAUGAGUAGAGAGUGGUCACUUGUUGAUGUUCAGAAAGGCGCCAGGACAGUAGAGGAAAUUUCAACAAUGUCUAACAAAAAAAAUAAGAAUUUCAACUGUCUUCAUCCACCUCUAUUCAGUUUUAUUGCCUUAACCAGAGUAGUACCAGAUUUGCUACAUUUAUAUCUUCGAGUAUCUGACCAGCUGGUGAAACAUCUCAUCACUGAGCUUAGAACGAGGGACACCAUUCAAAGUUCAGUGACGUGA